UCUACUGUCAGACUGCGCUUCACACAAGUCCAUAUGCAUGUGAAAAUGCUCCUGUGCUGGGAUGCUGUGAAAUCUAAAGCACUGCACAUGGAUUCAGCAUAUCAGAGAGCAUAAGAAAGAACUGGAUUAUCCACUGUUGGACAUUUCAGAUUGGACCAUCUGUUAUUCAUAUUCCACUGUGGAAGAUGGAUAGAUUUCUGCAUGGUACUAGUCGCUGAGACUGGACUUCAGUAGGGCUACUGAACUGGCCAGAGAUUGAUUUUUGGAUCUUUUAGUUGUGGAUGUAACAAGAAGCACAGUUAUUUAAUCAGUCCCUCUCUAGCAGGCUUUAUCAUGACCUCUCUAACAGGGAAUAAAGAAAGAUUUGGGACCAGGAGUAGAAAAUAUGGGAUGACCGAUUCAUCCCCUACGAAGUCAGCAUCAUUCUCUCCUGAAACCUGGUACCGAAAGGCUUAUGAGGAGUCCCGGAGCGCCAGUCGCCCGGUCCCUGAAGGUGCGGGCUCCAUGCCCGGGUCCUCUGGAACCCCGUCCCCCGGAUCAGGAAUAUCAUCCCCGGGCUCUUUCUCCGGCUCACCUGUUACUAUAUCGCCUGGAAUCAGCACCGGUUCGCCCGGUUCUUUAGGCGGAUCUCCAGGGUUCGGCACUGGUUCUCCAGCCUCGGGUAGCGGGAGCUCACCUGGUUCUGAUCGGGGCAUCUGGUGCGAGAACUGCAACGCACGGCUGGUGGAGCUGAAGAGACAGGCAUUAAAACUACUCAUUCCCGGACCCUACUCUAGCAAGGAUCCCUCCUUCUCCCUGCUGAUCCAUGAUAAACUGCAGGUGCCCAACAGCACACGCAAGGCGUGGAACGAGCGUGAUGGUCGCUGUGGGUCCAGUGUUGAUCCCUCCUUCUCCCUGCUGAUCCAUGAUAAACUGCAGGUGCCCAACAGCACACGCAAGGCGUGGAACGAGCGUGAUGGUCGCUGUGACGUGUGUUCCACCCACCUGAGUCAGCUGAAGCAGGAGGCCGUCCACAUGGUGCUGAGCCUGGAGCAGUGUGAUGUAUCUCCUGGCUCUCCUCCAUCCCUGGCCUCCCUGGUGGGAUCCCGCAGCAUCCUCCAGGGUCCCACACCACCUCGAGACUGGGCGUUCCUCCCUACAGGUUACCAUUCCUCGGCCUCCUCCACCUCUGCUACCGUUUCUGCCACCACCUCCAGUUCUACCCCAACAACCACCAAUGCAAGCAACGGCGGCAGCUCCCACCACCCAGCCUACCCCAAACACGGAUCCAAACCCAACAGUCUUGGGGUGAGCAAUGGUGUGGAGAAGAAGAACAACUCGCCAGGCCAUGCAGGAAAGUCCACAGGACCGCAACAGCCUCAUCUAUCCAGCAGCCCCAACAACACUAAUGGAACUGUGUUGAGUUCUGUCGCACUCCAAGCUCACCAGCACCUGGACGGCACCUGGACAUCUGGACACCUGUCAAGAGCCAAUGGCGUCACACUCUAUCCUUAUCAGAUUUCUCAGAUGGUGUCAGAAGGCAACCGGGAGGGUCUUAAUGAAGCCGCGCUCAACCGCUAUAACACCGACCGACCCAGUGCAUACAGCAGCCCUGCUGCUCCACCUCCUGCCCCGGUCACCACAGCGCCCUCCAGUGGCACCUCCGCUGCUGCAUCCUUCUUUGCCAGGCAUUAUGUCAUACUGUACUAUGGGAAAGACAUCCUCUCCUCAGUCAAGUGAUUCGUGCUCUGGUCUCUGUUGCCCGGUGGGGCCGUGAGGGGGCGAGGAUAUAGAUCAUGGGCUUUUAUCUGAGCUGGAGUCGAGUGCUGGAAGAUAGCGGGAGACGAAUGGCUCAUGUGAAACCUAAAAACCUCUCGUUUUCGUGAGAGCCUCUAAUAA
This is a messenger RNA of Sinocyclocheilus anshuiensis, 1878 nucleotides long. Its product is annotated as kinesin-like protein KIF26B. The coding region runs from base 334 to 1719 and encodes 461 amino acids. Gene Ontology annotation, molecular function: microtubule motor activity. The record is from RefSeq and is a predicted model, not a curated record. Gene Ontology annotation, biological process: microtubule-based movement. Lineage: Eukaryota; Metazoa; Chordata; Actinopteri; Cypriniformes; Cyprinidae. The transcript has 6 exons.